AUGCCGCAGUUAGUAUCCGCAAAUGGACUUGGCAAUGACCCUCUGUCUGCGAAAGAGGCAGAGGGCCCACCAGUCCAGCUAGAGCCCGUCGACCUCAGCGUUCGUUCCCCGCCAAAAGAUCUUAAAUCAACACCGGUACGAAUGCGAAGCGGCCUCUUGAAACGACCUCCACCGCCACUCAUCACGGCUCCACACCUGUUAGCUUUAAGGCACAAAACAAAAGAUCUAUUUUACACGCUCCACAAUAACAACAACUACGAAGAGACCGAAAAUGAUAGCACGGACAGCGGUAGCGAGUCCACGGCAACGGCAAAGAUUGCUGCUGCUGCGGCCGCUGCUGCUGCCGCAACAAUUGCCGCUGCAGCGGCUGCCUCGCAAGCACCACCCUCCGCCUUCUCACCGACGCACGCACAUCAGCUCCUUUCGACGCUGUGCGGCACCGGCAGUGCCAUCGUACCAGGCCAAACGGACACGCCCAACAAUAACGGGAGCGCCACCGAUGGUGCUACAGCAGCAGCACUCAUCCUAGCCGAGAAUAACAAUAGCCUUAGUGUGAAUAAUAACAACUAUCCUAGUGAAAGCGACCUUGAAACGAAACCGAGUACCUACCGGGAGUCUUCCUAUCCUAUCUACAGCAACUACUGUGUUCAGCAGCGCGCGAGCCCGACGCAUCGCACGAAAGCGGAAAAUCACCAGAAAAAGGCCCCGACGAUGGCGGGACUUGGUACGCAUCCGGCCCAUCAUCACCAUCCGCACCAUCAUCUCUUUCCGGCCCAAUUCCUGCAAGCGUUUUCCGUGCAUCAUCACCAGCAGCAGGAGGAACAGCAGGCAGCAUUCCUGAAUACGGCCAGCAUCAACAGCCAUCGACGUGCUCAUUCCCCUCUUUCGAUGCUACUCGACCAGCAGCUACACGAACAGCUGCAACAACUCUCCGCUACUUCCGUCGUGCAUCCUCCGACGGUGGCCAAACUACUGCCCGGCAUUCCGGCACCUUUGGCAGCAUCUAUUGCAUCCAUCGCAUCCACCUUACCGAAGAAUCAUCCUCUCAGUGAGACUGCUACCGUCGCGUUCCAGCGAUUGCUGCAACAACAGCAACAGCAGCACCAGCAGUCAGCCAACACGGUCACGCCACAGACGGCAAGUGCCGGGAUAUUCUCACGUUCUCGCAACAACACAAAAAACUCCACCGGCCGUAACAGCCCGGAUCGAUACACCGGCAAGCUAACCGACCUGCGACAACGAACCGGAUCAACUGGCAGCUCCAACGGUGGUGUCAACUGCGAAACGCCGGUAGGAUCGUCCGCAAAACGGCACGGGAACGAUAAUAAUGGACAUAGUAGCAGCAGCAGCAGCAGUAAUACCACUCCUCGCCAUCAUCUCCAUCUAGCAUCGGCGUCACCGGGACUGCUAGCGCUCGGCAGUGAACUGCGCCAUCAUCACCAUCAUAACCACCAUCACCAUCAAUCGUCCUCGUCGCUGUCCUCGAUGAAAGGCUUGACGAAGAAUCGGAAGAUUCAUCGCUGUGAUGCGACCGGAUGUGAUAAGGUGUACACGAAGAGCUCGCAUCUGAAAGCGCACAAGCGAACGCAUACUGGUGAGAAACCUUACAUCUGCACCUGGGAGGGGUGUGUGUGGAGAUUCGCUCGCUCGGAUGAGCUCACGCGCCACUACCGGAAGCACACCGGACUGAAACCCUUCCGCUGUAAGCUCUGCACACGUUCCUUCAGCCGCUCGGAUCAUCUGUCGCUGCAUAUGAAGCGGCAUUAA
Messenger RNA from Anopheles moucheti, 1767 nucleotides. RefSeq names its product Krueppel-like factor 12. The transcript is spliced from 6 exons. Bases 1 to 1767 code for a protein of 588 amino acids. Gene Ontology annotation, molecular function: RNA polymerase II cis-regulatory region sequence-specific DNA binding; DNA-binding transcription factor activity, RNA polymerase II-specific. Gene Ontology annotation, biological process: regulation of transcription by RNA polymerase II. The record is from RefSeq and is a predicted model, not a curated record. Lineage: Eukaryota; Metazoa; Arthropoda; Insecta; Diptera; Culicidae.